GUGUGCAACCUGCAGAUGCAAAUUGUUCGAAAUGUGAUGGUCAUCGUAAAUUAAAUUAUCGAAAGGAUCGUGAUUCUGCUUCUUGUAGAUGUCAUAAAUGCAAGAUGAACAGUUCGUCAUUUGAAGUAAUUUUUAAACGUAAAUUUUGGAAAAUUUCUCGGGAAACUACUUUUCGUUUAUUUGGCAUCUAAUUUGCAUAAAUGUACGUUGAGCGUCACCUAUUCGGCUGUAGGCGUGAGUAGUCAUACAGCUGUUGACUGGGCGAAUUUCAUAUGCCACAUUGAGUGUUUUAUAGUCUAAUUUUACCGGAAUGAAAAUUGGAUGGACCUGGAAAGGUUGUCGAAAUUGACGAUAUUGUUGUGAGCAAAAGGAAAAAACUAGGAGAGCGGUUCGACCUGUUUGUUCAGCAUACGAAUAAGUUUUAUCCAGAAGCGGGACGUGUUUUAGUUUGGAAAGAGCCAGAUAUUGUACUUUUAACCCUGAAAGUAAGUACCAAUAAAUCCGAAAAUCGUAAGAUGAAGAAUGUAGACAUGUGUUAAGAAUGCAGAAAAAGUUUCUAAGAUGGAAAAGGAUGAAGUUACGAAAGAAUCAUCCGAACUAUGUUUUUACCGAAUAAAUCGGAGAAAAGGAAUUAUCAAUAGAAAUAUGUCAAUGUCUUGGUGAAUUGCAAUAUCACACAUAUAGGAAGAAAUAAAUAAUUUUGAUUUAGCCUUCAUCAGACUUUCUUCAAAAGGAUGCUGUCAUUGAUAAUAUUAAAUAUUCUGUCAUUGACCUGCCAGCAAAAACUUGUAGAGGGAAAGAAUGUUUUGCUGAUAAUUGCUGAUGAUGCUGGAUUAGAAACUGAAAUAUAUAAUAAUUCUGUUUGCAAGACACCUAAUUUAGAUAGGCUUUCAAAGCGUAGCAUUAUAUUCAAAAAUGCAUUCACAUCUGUUAGCAGUUGUUCUCCUAGUAGAUCAGCUAUAUUAACUGGAUUGCCUCAACAUCAGAAUGGAAUGUAUGGAUUAUAUCAGGCAAUGCACCAUUUUAGUACUUUUGAUGCAGUGAAGAGUCUCCCUUUUCUUCUCCGCAAGCACAAUAUUUUUACAGGUAUAAUUGGUAAAAAGCAUGUUGGACCUGAAAAGGUUUAUCCAUUUGAUUUUGCUUAUACAGAAGAACACCAUUCUAUUUUACAAGUUGGAAGAAAUAUUACACGAAUAAAAGAACUAGUGAAAAAAUUUUUUCAAAAAGUUAAUUCAAGACCAUUCUUUUUAUAUGUGGGUUUUCAUGAUCCUCAUCGCUGUGGUCACACUCAUCCUGAAUAUGGUGCAUUUUGUGAAAAAUUUGGUAAUGGAGAGCCAGGGAUGGGAAAUAUUCCAGACUGGACACCUACUUAUUAUUCACCCAAUGAUGUUAUUGUACCUUAUUUUGUGCAAGAUACUUCAGCUGCAAGAGCUGAUAUUGCAGCACAAUAUACAACAAUUAGCAGACUAGAUCAAGGAAUUGGGAUAUUAAUGGAAGAAUUAAAAACUGCUGGAAAGUUGGAUGAUACAUUGAUUAUCUAUUCUUCUGAUAAUGGCAUCCCAUUUCCUAAUGGCCGUACAAAUUUAUAUGAUUCAGGAAUAAUAGAACCAUUUCUUUUAAGUAAUCCUAAAGUUCAUGAACAGUGGGGAAAGGUUUCUGAAGUUUUGGUAAGUCAUCUGGAUAUUACUCCAACAAUUUUAGAUUGGUUUAAUGUGCCAUAUCCAAAUUAUGAAAUUUUUUCACAACCUGUCUCUCUUAGUGGAAAGUCAUUAUUACCUUAUUCAACAAAUAAACCACAAAACAAAACUCCCAAGUUUAUUUUUUCUAGUCACAGUCUUCAUGAAAUUACCAUGUAUUAUCCAAUGAGAUCUGUAAGAAGCAAACAGUAUAAAUUAAUACAUAAUUUAAAUUAUAAAAUGCCUUUUCCAGUUGAUCAAGAUUUUUAUAUAUCUCCUACUUUUCAAGAUUUAUUAUAUAGGACUCAUAAUAAUAUUUCCACUCAUUGGUUUAAAGAGUUGAAACAUUACUACUACAGACCAGAAUGGGAACUUUAUGAUAUAAUUAAUGAUUCUAAAGAAACAAAUAAUUUAAUAAAUCAAUCAAAAUAUGCUAAUGUGACUAAAAUUCUUAAAAAAUCUCUCAUAAAAUGGCAAAACGAAACUAAUGAUCCUUGGCUAUGUUCCCCUGGAAGUGUAUUGGAAAAUAUUAAGUAUUAUAGAAUGCAGUCUCAUUGUAUGCCUUUAUAUAAUGAUGUGUAAUUAUAUAUAAUGUCAAUAUAAAAAAAAAUAUUUUGAGUUCAAUUAACUGGAAACACUUUUUUAUUUAAGCAAAAUUGCAUAAUAAUUAACUUUUCAGCAGUGGGUUAUGUAAUGGAGAAUAAACGUGGGAAAUUUUUAAAGUAUUUUUCCAUGCAUUUUUUCUCAUUACCGUUUCAGAAAAAGAUUUUGUAAACAGUUAUGUCUAGUAAAGAAAAAUCUUUUCUUAUUAUUACAUAAUUCCUUUUUUUAAUGUGAAUUUUUUUUUUCGCGGUAGUUAGUUUUCAGCAAUAUCUGCAAAAGAACUUUGCGGAUAUAUCCAUCCUUCACACUGCCACACGAUCGUCCUUGACGGAUGUAUCCAUCGGUCACUCCUGAGUGGUUAAUGAAGGUGCCACAUAUUCUUAGUGAUUGAUUUCAACGGACUAUGAUUAAAGAGUGUAGGAUUUUGUUCUGGAUUUGGAAGCCAGAAAUAAUUAUAAUUUCCACUCAAAUAAAUGGCAUUAACUAAACUUUUAA
Centruroides sculpturatus (bark scorpion) is the source of this 2774-nucleotide messenger RNA. RefSeq names its product N-sulphoglucosamine sulphohydrolase-like (gene Sgsh). NCBI's taxonomy places the organism in Eukaryota, Metazoa, Arthropoda, Arachnida, Scorpiones, Buthidae. Gene Ontology annotation, biological process: glycosaminoglycan catabolic process; heparan sulfate proteoglycan catabolic process. The record is from RefSeq and is a predicted model, not a curated record. Bases 735 to 2258 code for a protein of 507 amino acids. Gene Ontology annotation, molecular function: N-sulfoglucosamine sulfohydrolase activity. The transcript has 7 exons.